Messenger RNA from Closterium sp. Naga37s-1, 2757 nucleotides. NCBI's taxonomy places the organism in Eukaryota, Viridiplantae, Streptophyta, Zygnematophyceae, Desmidiales, Closteriaceae. The record is from the annotation of a GenBank genome assembly.
AUGGACGAGUCGCGCAACCGUUGCAUAUCACCGCAGCCGCCGGCGCUUCGCGUCUCGAUCCGUCGCAAUCCGUCGGAUCGUACGGCUGCCAUUGCGUCGGAUCGUACGGCGGCUGCUUGCAUCGCGUGUGCGCCGUGCGACAUUGAUCGGCUGCCAGAUGUCAUCUUGCUGAUAAUCAUACACCACGUCAUCAGCACCACCAGCAGCCGCGGCUCCCCUUCUUCGACCACCAGCAGCAGCAGCAACUGCGAAGCCGUAGAUGGACCGACGACCGCAAUCGGCGAUGCAACAAGUAGUACCACCGAUACAAAUUGCACUGGCUCUCCAUACUCAGCAGACUCAUCAUGCCCUAACGCCAUCACCAUCACCACCCGCCAUGGCAGGUGGUACAAGCAACAGCAGCAGCUGCCCUGCAAGGACCCCACGUGCUCCUGCCGCAACGCAGAGAACACCGCCGUCGCCCCCGACCCCCCGCUGCUCACUUGCGCGCUCGUCUCCCGCCGCUGGCUGCGCCUCUCUGCGCUUCUCCCCCGCGCCAUCACUGUUCCCGCGGGCCUCCUCCUACGCCCCCGCUCCCUCCUGCGUACGCUCUCCGCCUUCCCUCACCUGCGCUCCCUCACGCUACACGGAGACUCUUGCCGAAGCAUCAGCAGCGGCAGCAGAGGGGCCAUAAGUGAUUGGCUCAUCGCUCGACUGGCAACGCUGCCGCAGCUGACGUCACUGUCGCUCGUUAGCGUUGUGGCAAUCCCGAGGCUCGCCCCUUUGGCGCCCUCCCUGCUGUGCUUGAAGAUCCGCGGCGCAGGGGAGGGGGUGACGUGUCUCCCCGGAAAAUGCCUUGGGCGGCUGACGUGUCUGCAGGAGCUGGUUUUGAGGGACUGCUUGGCGCUGCGGCAGCUUCCGUCUUCGCUUGCGCUCAUGCCGUCGUUGCAGCGGAUUCGCGUGGAAGGAUGCUAUUCGGUGAUGCUUGAUGCUUGGACGCCCAGGGAUGGGAUGGCGGCUGUGCCUUUUUUGAAGGAGGAUGAGGAGCGAGAGGAGGGGGAGGGGCGAAGGAAUGACGUAACACGUGUUCAUGGUGGGAACGUGGUUGCUUCGGUGGUGUUGGGGGGUGCAAGUGGUGGGGAGGAUGUGGAGGCAAGCUGUGGGCAGCAACUACCACCUCAGUGUCGAAGGCGACAGCGGCGGCAAUGGAUGAAGCUCCACCGCUGCCAUGAGAAGGCUCUGCUGCAGCAGCAGCAGCAGCAGCAGCAGCUGUCACAGGUUGACUGUCAGGGUGGUGUCGCCACUGUCACGGCAGCAGCACAGCCACGCCAGCCGCUGUUCUUCUCCAAGCUGCAACAUCUCGAGCUUGCUGAUGUGUCAGCCCUGCAUCAGCUGCCACGUGGCAUCCUCCAGCACCACUCGCUCAAGCACCUCGUGCUGGACGGUUAUUCAGGCGCCUCCCUUUCUGCUUCUGGCAGCAUUGACUCCGAGUCAACCGAGUCAACCAGGUCAAUGCUCGAACCUCCCAUCCGCAUGCCCAGCCUGCAACAUCUGGUACUGCGCAACCUUCCAAAGCUUUGCGAGCUGCCCAAAUGCCUUUCCCUGCCCGCCGCCUGCCCGUCCCUCACCAUCCUUACCAUCGAGAACUGCCCGCGCCUCCCUUCCCUCCUCACUCCUCCUCCCAGCCUGCACACCUUAAAGCUUCACAAUCUUCCCAACCUGACAGCCAUCUGCGAUCCACUGCGUACCCACUGCCCAUCGCUCUCUGUACUCAUUAUAAACCAAUGCGCCAACCUCCAUACUGUGCCGUGCUUCCCGUCGCGCAGCCUAUCGCACAUGGAGAUUCGCAACCUCCCAAAUCUCACAGCACUCACAAGCCCGUCCUCCCUCCUCAACCCCUCCUCCUCCUCCUCUCGCCUCUCCAUCCUUGCAAUUGAAAACUGCCCUCUCCUUCCUAUAAAUGCUAUAAACGCCACUGCACGCCCUCCCUUGGCCUUCAAAUUUCCAAGCCUGAGCGAGCUAUGGCUGCACGACCUGCCUCUGCUGCACGAGCUACCGCCCUCCUUCUCCUGCCUCUCCUCCCUGCAGCGUUUGGUCAUCACCCACUGCCAUGGGCUCAACUCACUCCCUGACUGCCUGCCAGAGCUCCCCUUGCUGCGUGAUCUUGCCCUGGUAGUAAACCACAACCUCACCAUCCCCACGGAUUUCCUGCCGCAGGCGCACUCGGUGAGGCGCCUGGUGGUGCUUCGGGGGUGUGAGAACAAGACCAUCAUCGCACAUCAUGGGAGGGUGAGGCCACAGUUUGCGCUGCCCCCCCGGGUGCAGGAGCUGUACACAGAUGACUUUGGUAGCGAGGUGUUCAGGUUGCAUGAGCUGGAGAGAAUGGAGGUGAUUUGGGAGAACCUCGCAAAAGUGAGUAUUAACGAGAUUGAGGUGAUGGAGGAAGUGAUGAAGCACCUUUCCCUCUCCCACAUCCUCCGGUAUGACAUGUUCUUCUGCCCGUCAGAGCAAGCCAAAGAUUUUCACCAAUUCCGAUGCCUGGUCCAAGCUUAUUCGCAGGAGGAGGAGCAUUGGGAGAAUCUCACGUCACUGCAGCGGGUUGAGAGGUGUGUGUGCUGCCCCAUAUCCGUACCUUGGGAGUGGCAGCGCCUUGUGUGUGUGGUAGAUGCAGUAGUGGCAAAGGCAGCAGCUUGCAGAUAUGAUGUGAUUCGGGGGGAGGCAGCAGCUUGCGGAGGUGAUGUGAUUCGACGGGCAGGGUUUAUGCUUGGAGGCCUGUGA